This is a messenger RNA of Exophiala spinifera, 864 nucleotides long. RefSeq lists its product as uncharacterized. The transcript is spliced from 2 exons. The record is from RefSeq and is a predicted model, not a curated record. Bases 1 to 864 code for a protein of 287 amino acids. Lineage: Eukaryota; Fungi; Ascomycota; Eurotiomycetes; Chaetothyriales; Herpotrichiellaceae.
AUGGCUACCUCCAAGGUCUGGUUCAUCACCGGGUGUUCCUCUGGGUUCGGCAAGGCACUCGCCCUGGAGAUCCUCGGACGCGGUGACAAAGUCCUCGCCUCGGCGCGCAAUGCCACGAAGCUUGAAGCGCUCAAAGACGCCGGCGCCACGGUCUUCGGCUUGGACGUCACCUCUCCUCUCGGCGAGUUGAAAGGUCUGGUCGAAUGGGCCAACAAUCAGCACGGCAGGAUCGACUACCUCGUCAACAAUGCUGGCUACUGCCAGGUCGGGGGGCUGGAAGAACUCACUCCCGAAGAGACUGAGGCGCAGUUCACAACCAACGUCUUCGGCCCCUUGAACGUCACCCGCGCCGUCCUGCCUUAUAUGCGAGCCCGAAGGUCAGGGGUCAUUGCCAAUUUCUCCAGCAUCGGCGCAUGGCGCGGGACGCCGGCCGUCGGGGUCUACGAAGCCUCCAAGUGGGCGGUCAGUGGUAUCACCGAAACACUGCGCCUCGAGCUCGCCGAGUUCAACAUCAGAGUCUGCAGCAUUGAGCCGGGCUACUUUCGGUCCGACCUUCUGGCCAGCGGCCACAAAAACCUCCACCAGCGCGUCAUUGCAGACUACGAUGGCACGGCAGUGCGGAGGACAGAAGAGAGGGUGGAAAGGACGAACCAGAACCAGCCUGGCGACCCGGCCAAGGGGGCCAAGGUCAUCGUCGACGUCCUCACCGGCGUGGCUGGCAAAGGUGAUGAUAUCCCUGUCAGAAUUGCCCUCGGGGCGGACGCAAAUAGGAUCAUCAAGGGCAAAUGCGAGGAGACCAUCGCGCUCCUGGAUGCGUGGGUGGCAAUCACUUCGACGACUGACUUUGAUGAGCCGGCCAAGUGA